AUGACGUCACAGCGCCGCCGCGCCGCGGCGCGCGCUCUCGCGGGCUGCUGGCAUGUGACGUGCUGUGUUACCGGUCAUGAGCCGCCGCGUCCACGAAGACGGGCCCUCGGAGGGCCAGUGAUAGUGAGUGCGGACCAGAAGGGAUACCCCGGAGGAGGUCCGGGAGUUCGGCCGCCUUGCAUGAUGUCGCUGCUGAGCGUCACAGUGAAAAAGGCUCGUUACGUUGGAGCACAAGCGUCUCAGUUUAACACUUACGUUACCCUCAAGCUACAAAACGUCAAAUCCACCACAGUGACGGUCAAAGGAGCGACACCAUGCUGGGAACAAGACUUUCUCUUCGAAACAAACGAUUUGAAUACUGGACUGUUAAUCGAGGUGUGGAGCAAAGGGAUGAUUUGGGACCGUGCCAUGGGCUACCAUUGGCUGCCGCUUCAAACCGUGCAGUAUUCGAACGAGAUCCGGAGAAUAUAGAGGCUUCGGAUUUGCAGAGGAAGCUCGAGAUGCUCAACAAUAUUAUGGAUCAGGAGGCGAGGUUGGAGCAGGCGAAGAG
This is a messenger RNA of Zophobas morio, 550 nucleotides long. RefSeq names its product protein unc-13 homolog A-like. The record is from RefSeq and is a predicted model, not a curated record. Bases 1 to 471 code for a protein of 156 amino acids. Gene Ontology annotation, cellular component: plasma membrane; presynaptic active zone cytoplasmic component; presynaptic membrane. The transcript has 6 exons. Lineage: Eukaryota; Metazoa; Arthropoda; Insecta; Coleoptera; Tenebrionidae. Gene Ontology annotation, molecular function: calmodulin binding; diacylglycerol binding; syntaxin-1 binding. Gene Ontology annotation, biological process: neuromuscular junction development; dense core granule priming; synaptic vesicle priming.